AUGGCGGACUCGGUGCAACAGGACGCCUGGGGCUAUGCUCAUGGCUUUGCCCCGGCCUGUGGCAGCUGGAGCGGGAGUUUGGGCACAGUUCGUGGAGACCUCAAAGGAGAGACUCCUCCGGGCGGGUGGAUAGAUUCCCCAGCGCCCCUGGCCAUGGCACCGCAGGGACGACUUCUCAUCCGCGGGGGUCGCGUGGCUGCUUUGGCUGGCGGUACCACCAUGAUCAUCGACUUCGCCAUUCCGAAGAAAGGCAGCUCCCUCAUCGAGGCCUUUGAGACCUGGCGCAGCUGGGCGGACCCCAAAGUCUGCUGUGACUAUAGCCUGCACGUGGCAGUGACGUGGUGGAGUGACAAGGUAAAAGAAGAAAUGAAAACCCUUGCCCAAGAUAAAGGAGUUAACUCUUUCAAGAUGUUUAUGGCCUACAAAGAUCUAUACAUGGUGCACGACGAGCAGAUGUACUCAGCUUUCUCUCAGUGCAAGGAGAUUGGAGCCGUUGCUCAGGUGCACGCCGAAAACGGAGACCUGAUCGCAGAGCCUAUGCCCAACAUUCAGAUACAGCGAAAGGUGGUCUAUGGAGAACCGAUUGCGGCGGGUCUUGGCACUGAUGGCACACACCACUGGAGUAAAGACUGGCACCAUGCGGCCCACCACGUAAUGGGCCCUCCGCUGAGACCUGAUCCUUCAACACCGGGCUUCCUCAUGAAUCUGUUGGCUAAUGGCGAUCUCACCACAACAGGGAGUGACAACUGCACUUUCAACACCUGUCAAAAGGCUCUGGGGAAAGACGACUUCACUAAGAUUCCCAAUGGGGUGAACGGUGUUGAGGACCGGAUGUCGGUGAUAUGGGAAAAGGGCGUGUACAGUGGGAAAAUGGAUGAAAACAGAUUUGUGGCAGUUACCAGCACAAAUGCAGCCAAAAUCUUUAAUCUCUAUCCAAGAAAAGGAAGGAUAGCUAUUGGCUCAGAUGCUGACAUUGUGAUCUGGGACCCAGAAGCCACGAGGAGGAUCUCAGCCAAAACUCACCAUCAGGCCGUUAACUUCAACAUCUUCGAGGGCAUGGUUUGCCACGGGGUGCCCCUGGUGACGAUUUCAAGAGGCAGAGUGGUGUAUGAAGCAGGAGUUUACAACGUCGCAGCAGGAGAUGGGAAGUUUAUUCCCCGCAAACCGUUUGCUGAAUACAUCUACAACCGAAUCAAGCAGCGAGACCAGACCUGCACACCUACCCCGGUGCAGCGUGCACCCUACAAGGGAGAAGUCUUCAAAGUGAAAUCCAGAGAGACGGAAGAGGAUGACAGAGCUGGGACUAGGGUGCAGGGCCACUCUUGA
Messenger RNA from Cricetulus griseus (Chinese hamster), 1326 nucleotides. The record is from RefSeq and is a predicted model, not a curated record. Lineage: Eukaryota; Metazoa; Chordata; Mammalia; Rodentia; Cricetidae.